AUGUCUUGCUACGACCUGUGCCCACCAAGAACCGGCGUAGCCGUUCCCCAGCCCAUCGCUGAGAGCUGCAACGAGCUGUGCGCCCGCCAGUGUCCCGACUCUUCAGCCUUCAUCCAGCCACCGCCUGUGGUUGUCACCUUCCCCGGCCCCAUCCUCAGCUCCUUCCCCCAGCAAGCCGUGGUGGGCUCCUCUGGAGCACCCGCCUUUGGGGGCAACCUGGGGCUGGGAGGCCUCUACGGUGCUGGGGCCACUCAGGCCUCGGGGGGCCUCUGCACCUUUGGCAGACCCUACACUCCCGCCGCCUGCAGCCCUCUGGCUCUGCCCCGCUACAGCCAGAGGCUGUGGGACACCCGUGGGCCCUGCUAGAGCCAGCUGCAAA
Messenger RNA from Pezoporus flaviventris, 379 nucleotides. RefSeq names its product scale keratin-like. Gene Ontology annotation, cellular component: intermediate filament. The transcript has a single exon. Lineage: Eukaryota; Metazoa; Chordata; Aves; Psittaciformes; Psittacidae. The coding region runs from base 1 to 366 and encodes 121 amino acids. The record is from RefSeq and is a predicted model, not a curated record. Gene Ontology annotation, molecular function: structural constituent of cytoskeleton.